Molecule: messenger RNA, 1376 nt
Organism: Drosophila novamexicana
Lineage: Eukaryota; Metazoa; Arthropoda; Insecta; Diptera; Drosophilidae
Gene: PIG-C
Product: phosphatidylinositol N-acetylglucosaminyltransferase subunit C
Exons: 1
Coding region: 30-890 (286 amino acids)
Biological process (GO): GPI anchor biosynthetic process
Cellular component (GO): glycosylphosphatidylinositol-N-acetylglucosaminyltransferase (GPI-GnT) complex; membrane
Source: RefSeq, a predicted model, not a curated record
UUGUCAAUGUUUUUGGCACUGAAUAAAAAAUGGCAGAAACCACAUACGGUAAACGAAAGCCUUGGGUCAAGAACCUCUAUUCAAACCGCGAAUAUCCGGAUAACUAUACGGAUGUGAGUUUCCUGAAAGAUCUGCGCACAAAUCUUCACGUGCGCCUGUACACUUUCGGCGAGGCUGUUGCCGGCAUAACCGUGCUGAACAAUCAAAUCUCGUGCAUAACCGGAUUCCUGAUACUCUACCAUUUGAUGCUGGCGGAGAGUGUCGCACCCACCAGCAUAUUGGUGCCCACGUGCAUCAUAACUGGCAUCGGCUAUUUGUUCUAUCGCGGCAGCAGUCUCAGCAUGAUGCUGUUGGGAGAGGACUCCAAGACGCUGGUCACGGUGCUGCUCUUUGGCUACAUCUUUUCACCCAUGCUGCACACAUUGACGCAGGCCAUCAGCACGGACACCAUAUAUAUGACGACUUUCUUUAUGAUGCUCUUCAAUCUGAUGUUCUCCGACUACGGCCUAGAUGUGGCCAUGGUCUCCAAGGCCAUAUCGCUGAAUGCGGCCAUAUUCGGCGCCAUCUGUCUGGCCUCGCGACUGUCCACGUCGUAUCACGCCUUUGUUCUGCUCGUCGAGGCGGCGAUCUUCUUUGUGCUGUACCCCAUUAUGAUAGCAGCCACAUGGCACCCCCUGUGCAUGGUGCCCAUAUUUAUCAUCUGCUGCACGGCGCUCUAUAAUAUAUCACGGCCGGUUCUGUAUCUAUAUGCCUGCAGCACGCUCUUCAUCAACUUUGUCUGCCCGUUCAUAUUUGUGAGGCAUCAGCGCCACAAGUUCAACAUUCACGGUCCCUGGGACGAGGCAAUUGUUGAGGAGAACACCGACAAGAAUCUGGACGAGAAUUUAUAGCGCCAGCUUCGCUUCUCAGAGAUGCAGUGCAUCGAUGACGGGGAGCACGAGUCAGAGCACUAAAUACAUAACUUUACGCUUAAUUGAAAUAUUUAGCCACAUUCAAUGUAAAAAGCCUUUCUAAUUAAUGUAAAUUUAUUUUUUUUUAUUAUUUCAAAUUCAUAUCUAAAUCGUAUAUAGAGACAAUUCCACUGUAAAUAAAAUCCAUUUUUGUAUUAAAAUAAAUUUAUUGAACCUCGAAGAAAUAAAAAAAAAGAAUAAAUUUAUAUUUACAAAUGAAGUUUGGUUGCACAAUCAAACUAGAAGGGCUUUCGCAUAAUAAAGCUAUAGACCGAAAAUAAAAUAAUUUGUAUUGGUUUUCAUUUGUCUCAUUUAAUUAUAAUUAUUAUGUUUGAUGUGGGCAUAUUUACAAACAUAAACGCAGACAUAUUGAAACAAUCAUAAAAUAAUACAGUUUUUAUCGAAUUAAUGACAAAGUUGAAAAGC